Messenger RNA from Lodderomyces orthopsilosis Co 90-125, 1254 nucleotides. RefSeq names its product S-adenosylmethionine-dependent methyltransferase. Bases 1 to 1254 code for a protein of 417 amino acids. Lineage: Eukaryota; Fungi; Ascomycota; Pichiomycetes; Serinales; Debaryomycetaceae. The record is from RefSeq and is a predicted model, not a curated record. The transcript has a single exon.
AUGGACUUUGAUCCGUUAUCUUUAUACACCCCUUCUACAACCAGAGAUGCAACGCAUAUUGACCUUGCUAACCCUCCGUUCAAAGCACAAGGACUAAUUUUGAGCAAACUGCAACCCUCAAACGAAGAGAUCACGAGACAUGGCGAUGGUGAUAAUAUUGAAGAAGAUGAAGAUGAUCUGAUGCUACUUCAUAUCUUGGAUUUGCCUAUGCUACGUCUGCAACCACCCUAUUCUGCUCUUGUAACUAUUUUGAAACUUAUGGCUCCAGAAGAAGUGCUCAAUUUUCAACAGAGUCAACGAGAACAAGAUAUCCAAUCUGAUGAAGAGACAAUCUUCAAUGAAAAAUCAGUUUCACUAGAUCAGAUUGCGAACGCAUUGCCAUGGUUACAAAAUCACUGCCCUCGAUUAAAUACGUCUUCCAAAUUGAGUUUUCUACCACACCUGUCCCUGGGAUUGCGUGCAAAUUUCACAAAUGAAUAUAAUGCAUACAUGACCCGAAUAGUUUCCAACGAACUUUCGUGGAUGAGCGAUACUGAAAAGGAGGAGAUUCACUCUUUGGCUAGUAUGAGGAUAAGUGAAAAUUGUGGACGUAUGGCGCAGCCGCAGCUUAUGAGAAAGAUUCAUCUAGCCAAUCUAGAGCAAUAUGGUAAACAAUACAUCUACUUGAAUGAACCGUCAAUGACAAAUGACAACCUCGGUUUAAAGACAUGGGGGAGUUCGUUAAUCCUCGGGUCCAGGUUGUUACGUGCUGGCAAAGGUAGUUCAAUUUUGAAAGAGCCUGUUCUUGAAUUAGGCUCAGGAACUGGUCUUGUUGGAAUGUGUUGUUCUUUAAUGAGUAUAAAUACCACGCUCACAGAUUUACCACAAAUUGUGCCCAAUUUGCAAAAGAAUAUCGAAUUGAACAAUUUAGAAGGAAAAUCGUUCUGCGUUGAGUUAGACUGGUCGGCACCAGAGAGCUCGCCAGUGUAUGGCAAAACGUUUGCUACUAUAGUAGUAAGUGACCCGGUAUAUUCAAGCCAACAUCCAUACUGGGUCGUCCGUAUGAUUGACCUUUUCCUAAGAAGAAACAGAGGGAGUGACUCAGAUAGUGUGUUGAUAGAGGUUCCUUUACGACCUAAGUUUGAGAAUGAGCGUCAAUUGUUGUGGCAAUUAAUGCUGGACAGAUUUGUCGAGGUGGAUUCCGAAAUUGAAGAUGGGUAUGAUGAUUUUGGGGAGAUGAAAUUUUGUUACAAGAGAUUCAUGCGGAAACUGUAG